CAGGAUCUAAAACUCAACAGAACCAAUGUCUGCGAAUAGGAAUGGUGAUUAUUACAACCCGUUGGCACUCAGCGAGCAUCAUCUCAGAUGGCCGCUUUCCAGCGAUGUUGACAGCAGAAACAGUCCACUGGAUAACUCGGUAGAGAGAAAAUCACGACUUCCUGAGGAACUUCAAGGCCUCGGCAUCAUCGAAUUAGAGGAAGAUUUCACAGGUCUCGCUCCCCCUUAUGAUCUCAGCAUUCCUCCCAACACCAAGAUCAGAUCUGGCAGUUCGUGUAUCGUUUACCCGAUCAGAAACCCUGAUAUAGACACCAAUAUAGACCCUGUCGAUCGCUAUUUUGGCUUAAGGUCAGACCCGUUCCUUGCCUGUAAGAAGGUGGACCUCGACGAAGACGGAUCAUCCAAUGUUGUCAAAUCGGAGACACUGCUUCUCAAAACAUUCAAGGGGCACUGGGGAUGUACCAUUGAGCUGCGAGCUGUCUACUACGUUCCUUCAAAGGGUCGAGGCACCGUCUACCUUGUUUUGAAACCUUGGCUUGAGUUGUCGCUGGAUACUUUCUUAAUGUAUCUCAUAGGCAAGAAGUCCGUGAGAGAAAAGGAGUUAUCUAACAUCAAUUCAUGGUACAAAGAAGAUGAAUUCCAGCACUGGCCUCAAUUUAUCCUGGAUUGCAGCUUGUUCCUGGCUGGCUUAGCCAAUGAACUUUUGACUUUAUCUGGUGACGACAGCAGAAUUAGGCACAGAGACUUGAAACCAGAGAACAUACUUCUCCAGCCUGGAUGGGCGCCGGAAUCCCCUGACUUUCUCAUUCGGCCAUACUUCAUAGACUUUGGGCUCGGGGAGUACUUUUAUGGCAUCCCCGCCCGGUCAUCACACACUGGAACCAAUGCGUAUCUGGCUCCCGAACAGCGUGGAGAUAACCCCCCGAAUUUCACAACAGAUGUAUGGUCUCUAGGUUGCUGCUUUGCCUUAAUCGAGGGUCUCUUACAUUCAGGAAGAGAAGGAGUUGUGCGGAUAUUUGAGAUUGCUCUCGAAGGUGAUAAGGAGUUCCGCGAUCAUAUCAAGGAGGUGAAUGAAUUCUUAGAUGGGAGCCCAACACAAAUAUUACCGAAUGCUCUGGAAGAUUUUCGCACAUCCCUCCGUGUGAUGGUGAGAGAGCACAUGCUGGUGGAGCUAACGCAUCGGUCUGAUGCGCUGAAGCUGCAGGAGGUUUGGUUCCCUAUGAUAGUGAAGUAUAAAGACAGCAGAGGAAACUAA
Molecule: messenger RNA, 1255 nt
Organism: Lindgomyces ingoldianus
Lineage: Eukaryota; Fungi; Ascomycota; Dothideomycetes; Pleosporales; Lindgomycetaceae
Product: kinase-like protein
Exons: 2
Coding region: 26-1255 (409 amino acids)
Biological process (GO): protein phosphorylation; mitotic DNA damage checkpoint signaling
Cellular component (GO): nucleus
Molecular function (GO): ATP binding; protein serine/threonine kinase activity
Source: RefSeq, a predicted model, not a curated record